AUGAUUAAGCCGAUCACUAUCUGGUUGACUCCGCCGGGUCCAAACCCAUGGAAGGUAGUAGUAAUCCUCGAGGAACUUGGCAUUCCCUAUAUCAUCAACUCUUUCAAGUUCGACGACGUCAAGAAGCCGCCUUUCAUUAACAUUAACCCAAACGGACGAGUGCCUGCUAUCGAGGACCCCAAUACUAGCCUAAUCCUGUGGGAGUCUGGAGCUAUAAUCCAGUACCUGGAAGAGGUGUACGACAAGGAGAGGAAGCUGACUUAUGACUCGCUCAACGAGAAGUAUCUGCUUAACCAGUGGCUUCACUUCCAAACAAGUGGCCAAGGCCCUUACUUUGGACAGUGUGGAUGGUUUAACGUCCUCCAUCAGGAAAAGCUCCCCUCUGCUAUCGAGCGCUACACAAAAGAGGUUCAUCGCAUCCUCGGAGUUCUCAACAAUGCUCUUCAGGGCAAGAUCUGGCUAGUCGGUGACAAAUGCACCUUUGCUGACCUCGCAUUUCUACCUUGGAACGCCCGUCUUGAUGCCACGCUCCUCACCCCCCCAGGAGAAGAUACAUUGAAGCAGUAUCCUAACGUUCAAAUAUGGCACAACCGUAUGCUGGGUCGCGACUCGUGGAAGAAGGUAAUGACUACUAGAGACAAGCUCAUGGACGAGCAUGGCCUUCAGCCAAAUGGAAUGCCAAAAGGGAUCAAUAACAUGACUGAGUAUGAGGAAUUCAUGAAGAAUUAGGCGGCCGAGAAUGGUUGAUGCGGACUCGCUAGAACUUUGACGGAUUCCAUCCAUGGAGUGAUGUCUUGCACUCGGUUACCAACAAGCUGGGCUUACUAGUAAAACUAAGAGAAUGAAGUUUUCUGCAGUAUUAAGUGUAUGGGCUGUUCUUUGCAAUCCGAAGUUCUCAUAGCAGGUAGGAUACCUGUCUUUCGUCUGACAGAAGCCCAUUAUUAUGCGGUGCUUUCCUGUUUCAACUUGAGCACCUAAGUGAUCUUUCGUCACCGAUGACGGCCACAACCUGCAGAGAUACUGCGGCCUCUAGUAACGUUUGCAUCACGAACAUAUAUUGAACCAUUACCAAGACACAUGGAACGGUAACCUGGCGCUCCUGAUCUCGACCUUUUCGCCCAUUGCGGCCCUCCACACAGGAAUGUCGGGAGCUGUUGUGGGUGCUAAUUCUACUCCACUUCAGACGAAAGAGAGGGGAAUGAGAGUGGCGAAUGAGAGUGGCGAAUGAGAGUGGCGA
This is a messenger RNA of Pseudogymnoascus verrucosus, 1237 nucleotides long. RefSeq names its product glutathione S- transferase, nitrogen catabolite repression regulator. The record is from RefSeq and is a predicted model, not a curated record. Bases 1 to 729 code for a protein of 242 amino acids. NCBI's taxonomy places the organism in Eukaryota, Fungi, Ascomycota, Leotiomycetes, Thelebolales, Thelebolaceae. The transcript has 5 exons.